AUGUUUCAUCAGACGCCGGGAGACUAUACCGGGCCAAUGCCUUACGCCCAGAACCCUUCCCACCCUGGCGAAGGGAUGGAGAAUUACUACGAAAGCGUGCCAUCCCAAUGGCCCGGAGUGGAAGGCACACCCUAUGGCGACGUCGGCCAUCCCUACAGCGGCGCAGCGGCCUUCCCAUCCAGCCAUAUCCUAACGCCCAUCAGCCUCCCAGACGCAUCCUACCCCCAGCCGCGAGCAAGUCCCGUCCUCAGUCACCACUCACAAGAGUAUGCAUACCACGUCGCUGAAUCCGUCCCGCCGCACGGGCUGGGCAUCACGGCCCCCUUCCCGAGCGAAUUCCCCCGAACCGUAACCGCCGAUCUCCACCACACCCUAGAAGGCUCAGUCUACUUCGGCGAAACCUCGCUCUCCCCGGAACCAUCACGCGCAAAGCGCACCCGGCGCAGCCCCCAGCCGAUACUGCCCAGCCGCGAGACCCCCGUCAACAUCCUCCCCCACCCAGAGGGUCUCCAGCGCCUCGAGCACGAGAGACAGCUCGGACCCACCGAGCCCCAUCUUCAUCGUCCCCGGGCUCCCGGCCGCGGGCGCAGAGACCCCCAGGCCGAGGAAGAAGACACCUUUGUGGAGCGUCUCCGCGAGCAGAAUCUGGCGUGGAAGGUCAUCCGCGAGAAGUUCCGCGAGAGGUUCCACAAGGAUGCUUCCGAGGCCCGUCUGCAGAUGCGUAUGCUGCGGAGGCGCAAGGAUCGUCUGGCUCGCUGGGACGAGAACGAUAUUCAGCUCCUCAUUAGGGCUCGCGAGUACUGGGAGCGCGAGAAGUACAACUUUAUCUCGCAAAAGAUGAGAGAAUUCGGCUCCCGAAGAGUCUACACCCCCCAACAAUGUGAAGCCCAACUCCGCGAACUAGACGCCCAGCAACAACUCCCCCAGCGCAUACCCCCCCAACGAGCAACAGACCCGCAACAUGCCCGCCGAAGAGCAAUACUCAAGGCUUCCCGGGCCUCCUCCUCAAUUCCCGUAACGACGACCGUCCCUAUGACGAAAGUAUAA
Aspergillus campestris IBT 28561 is the source of this 1047-nucleotide messenger RNA. RefSeq lists its product as uncharacterized. The record is from RefSeq and is a predicted model, not a curated record. NCBI's taxonomy places the organism in Eukaryota, Fungi, Ascomycota, Eurotiomycetes, Eurotiales, Aspergillaceae. The coding region runs from base 1 to 1047 and encodes 348 amino acids. The transcript has 4 exons.